UUAUCCGCCAGAGAGCGCUUUCGCACGAACCAGACGAUUUAAGUAGGGGAACCUGAAAGUGGGAAAAUCGGAGAAAGAGCUAAAUUCUCCAUAUUAACACUGAAGAAGAAGAGAGCGCUUUUACUGCUUAAUGCGAGUUUGUAUUUUGAAAUUGUAUUAAAUAUUUUUGAUAGUAUAAAAUGUCUGAAAGAAAGGUUCUUAAUAAAUAUUAUCCUCCAGAUUUUGACCCAGCCAAAAUCCCAAGAUUGAGACUUCCUAAGGACAGACAGUAUACAGUUAGAUUAAUGGCACCCUGUAAUAUGAGAUGUACAACUUGUGGGGAAUAUAUAUACAAAGGAAAAAAAUUUAAUGCUCGUAAAGAAACAGUACAGAAUGAAGAGUAUCUUGGAAUUAAAAUAUUUCGUUUUUAUAUCAAAUGUCCACGAUGCUUGGCAGAGAUAACCUUUAAGACUGAUCCACAAAAUGCAGAUUAUGUUGUGGAAAAUGGUGCCACAAGAAAUUUUCAGGCUUUGAAACUUGCCGAAGAACAAGCAGAAAGAGAGGCAAAAGAAAUAGAAGAGGAAGAAAAAAGCAACCCUAUGAAAUUAUUAGAAAAUCGAACAAAAGCAUCAAAACGUGAAAUGGAACUGUUAGAAUCGCUAGAAGAAUUGAGAGAUUUGAAUCAAAGACAUGCACAAGUAGAUUUUGAUAAUAUGCUAAGGCAGUAUGCUGUUUAUGAGGAAAAUUUAAGAGUAAAACAAGAGGAAGAGGAUGAAGCUUUUAUUAGGGAAGUUUUUGGAAAAUCUGAUGAAAAAUCAUUAAAACGUACAUCUGAGGAAAUUGUAGAAGAAAUAAUAGAUGACAAAAAGGAUAGUAAACCAAUAAUUAAACAAGCAAAAAAGAAUAAUCCUACUGAUAUUUUAUCUGAAGUAAGUUUUUUUUUUAUUUGAAAUUAUAUUAUGCAU
This is a messenger RNA of Centruroides sculpturatus (bark scorpion), 944 nucleotides long. RefSeq names its product coiled-coil domain-containing protein 94-like. Lineage: Eukaryota; Metazoa; Arthropoda; Arachnida; Scorpiones; Buthidae. Gene Ontology annotation, cellular component: U2-type catalytic step 1 spliceosome. The transcript is spliced from 4 exons. The record is from RefSeq and is a predicted model, not a curated record. Gene Ontology annotation, biological process: mRNA splicing, via spliceosome. Bases 180 to 929 code for a protein of 249 amino acids.